GGUUUUCCACACUGGAAAAUAUAAAAGCAAAAAUCUCAUAUAUCUGAUCAUUUGAAUAUUCUCAAACUGACCAAAGUAGUCGAAUUCAAAAAAUUUUCCUGGAAAACAAUAUGGAUAAAUUAGGAGCAUGCAUUUCCUCCGCUGAGACUCUUGCGAAUACCAUCGGAGGAACAUCGGGGGCGGGACAGCUUGAUCGUGGUAACGGAAAGGUAAUUAACUGGUCCUUCAAAGGACAACUCAUGGGCUUUGAAUGGAAGUACAUCGGGAUCUGUGUGGACCAAGCCACCGGGGAGACCGCCACAGCCGUCAAACAAAGCAGAGCUGGCUCCAUAGAGCAUUCCAUGAGGGACCUGUUCCAGAGACUUGCUGCCAGAAACGCCUUGUAGACGGUCCUCAGCGAGAAACCGUUAAAGGGAUGGGUGGUUUUUGCCAUUAUUAGACUAUUUUAAUCUCCCAUAAAAGAAGAGUUUUUAAUGACUUACAAAAAUAUUCAUUUUUGUGCCUGGUGAUUUUUUGAUGUUGUAUAAAUGAUAUAGCAAUAUUUGAACAAUAUAACAAUCCCACAGAAACUAUUAUUCUGUAUUCGUUGCAAUUAUGAUACUGCCGGGGUAAAAUUUUGCGAAAUUGUAAAUUGCAAAAUUCAGAUAACACAAUCAGUUGAUUUAGAAGUUCACAAAACAAUGCUAAUUUCUUUGUAUGUUGCUAUAAGAAAAGAUACAAAUCACUUCGUAAUUUUGAUUAACUGUAUAAAAUAAUUGUGAUUUGUGCAAAUCACAUGUGACUGAACAAUUGUUUUAAAAUAAGAAUACAUUUUAAAGGGAAAAUAUACACUGUGCAUGUAAAUUUCAUACUCGAAUAUUUUUAUCUCAACGAAAAUCUUGAUCCAAGAUUUGAAAAAUAUUAUGGAUAACGUGUGAUUUGUCUUAAAUAAAUAAUGAAAGCUUAUU
Molecule: messenger RNA, 947 nt
Organism: Magallana angulata
Lineage: Eukaryota; Metazoa; Mollusca; Bivalvia; Ostreida; Ostreidae
Exons: 3
Coding region: 111-386 (91 amino acids)
Source: RefSeq, a predicted model, not a curated record